This is a messenger RNA of Ceratina calcarata, 2374 nucleotides long. RefSeq names its product pummelig (gene puml). The record is from RefSeq and is a predicted model, not a curated record. Gene Ontology annotation, cellular component: mitochondrion; lipid droplet. Gene Ontology annotation, molecular function: lysophosphatidic acid acyltransferase activity; carboxylic ester hydrolase activity. Bases 569 to 1789 code for a protein of 406 amino acids. NCBI's taxonomy places the organism in Eukaryota, Metazoa, Arthropoda, Insecta, Hymenoptera, Apidae. Gene Ontology annotation, biological process: phosphatidic acid biosynthetic process; lipid homeostasis. The transcript is spliced from 9 exons.
ACGCUUACACUCUAUUGCCUGUUACAAAGAUACCGUGACCGUAGCAUUAGUUUCGUUUAUUUCAUGAGAAUAUAAAGGACGGCGGGGAUCAUGUCGAUCAUUUAAUUACCAGAUAAGCUGAGACUGUACAUACCGAUUUAUAUUUCUAACCGUUUAAAUAUAAAGUCGAUCAGCUGCCCCUCUCUCGGUGUCCAUGUUCAAAGGUCUAUCAAUCUUUUUCGAUAACGAUGCGACACAGUGCUUAUCUUUUAAUUGUGCUUCACGAAAGACUUCCCUCUGAGCUACCAUCUGUUUUGAUAAAGUUCCAUUCAGAGAAAUAAAACAAUACGAGAAAAUAUUUUGGGGAAAAAAGUGUUCAAAUCAAGUACCGAAGCAGGAGCAGGAAUCGGCACCGAGUAUAAUAGAAUUGGUUACGCAGAACUCACUGUUUUACCACUGUCAACAAAGAAAUCGUCGUAAACGAACGGUGUACAGUGGAAGCGGUAUAGAAGCCAAUGGCAGAUCAUGAAGUUGUCAAAUCGAAAAGAUAUACGUAUACGUGGAUGUAUCUCGUAAUGAUAGGUGUACGAUGAUAUAUAAGAGGGAAAAGAUCAUGGAAGUGAACGAAUUAACUGUCACGUUGGGCUGUCGCAUUUCAAGCUGGAUUUGGGAAUGGUUUAGCUGGUCUGGCACAUCUUCAACUAUGUUACGUGCUGCGGAGAAGAAAAUUCUUUCAUGUUUGAGGACCGCGUAUCGAGGAUGGUACGUCGACAUAGGCCCGGUCGUGGGAACGUCUGAUAAAAUUUGGACCAUUUCCCUCAACGAGGAAUCGCCAAAGAUACCGAUCGUCCUGCUACAUGGCUUAGGAGCAGGAGUAGCGUUAUGGUGUCUAAAUCUCGAUGCACUGGCAUCUCAAAGGCCAGUGUAUGCCAUUGACAUACUAGGCUUCGGCAGAAGCAGUCGCCCCGUUUUCAGUAACGAAGCGCACGUGGCUGAGAAUCAGCUGGUCCGUUCCAUCGAGGAAUGGAGGAGGGAAAUGCAAUUAGAUAAAUUCGUUCUGUUGGGUCAUUCGAUGGGCGGUUUUCUAGCGGCCUCGUACAGUAUGCAACACCCGGAAAGGAUCAAGCAUCUGAUCCUUGCCGACCCGUGGGGCUUCCCUGAAAGACCCGUAGAACGAAUCGCGAGGGCACCCAUGUGGGUGAAAGUUAUAGCGUACAUAAUUGAACCGUUGAACCCGCUGUGGCCGGUGAGGGUAGCAGGGCCGUUCGGGCAAUGGUUGAUCGAGAAAACGAGGCCGGAUAUAGUGAAAAAAUUUGCGCCUGUACUGAAGGAGGACACGGCCGUGGUUUCGCAAUAUCUUCAUCAAUGCAAUGCCCAGACACCGUCGGGCGAGGGUGCAUUUCAUGCGAUGAUGCAACACUUCGGUUGGGCUAAAAAUCCUAUUGUAAGAAGAAUGGACAAGAUAAAUCCCGAGAUCCCCAUAACUCUACUGUAUGGCAGUCGAUCUUGGGUCGACAAUUCGUCUUGGGAAACACUGAAGCUAGCUAGAUCCUCGUCUUACAUCAAUGUUCAGGCGAUAACGGGAGCUGGGCAUCACGUUUACGCCGACAAGAGUGAAAUUUUCAAUAAAUACGUACUGGAAGCGUGCAAUGUGACCGAUUCGAUGUCCCAUUUGACAUCGUCGAACGUUCGUCCGAACGUUAAACCGUUAAGCGAGCAAGACGUGACGCUUGCUUUGCCGGAGGGUCUGGUUGACACGAAGGCCGUGCAGGAACAGGAAUUGAACACGACGCAAACACGAUCUAGUUGAAACUUAGCUUAAAACCUUUAGCGCUGAAUCGUACUUGUUUGCUUUAACGCGCAGUCAAACUGCGUGACAUGUGGUUUAGAUUAGGUGUAUGCGUAUGUACAGCAAAACAUACCAAACAGCAAUCACGCGUUGACUAAUAUUAUUGUACAAUUUAAUUUCUAAUUUAUACGUUUUAUGCUGUUAAUUUUGUAAUUUAUAACACGUUCACGAUCGUUCCGAACGUAACGGUACACUCGCUCCUUAGUUUAAGUUCACUAAUACAACGAUGCUCACUCGCCGCAUCACUCGAAUCGCCGAAUCCCGAAUGAAUCAGAUGCCAAUACUUUUCUUACGAUUAGCGUCACGAUUCCCUCUUUUACGAAUGUAAGUACAAACGUGCACUUUAAUGUAGGUAAAUCCUAAGGAACAGUAACGGUAGGAUUUUCACGCGACUAUUUGUCAUUGCAGAAGCGAGUGAUAUUCGAUCGAAUCGAAUUAACGAUGGGAUCAAUAAUUUGGAUGAUAAACAUCAUGUUGUAAAUCCUAGUGGAAAAAUUGUACGUUCUGUACAGAUGUAAUAUAGAAUAAAAUUACCUGUGAAACUGA